This is a messenger RNA of Kluyveromyces marxianus DMKU3-1042, 1980 nucleotides long. RefSeq names its product Noc3p (gene NOC3). The transcript has a single exon. Gene Ontology annotation, biological process: DNA replication initiation. Gene Ontology annotation, cellular component: nucleolus. The record is from RefSeq and is a predicted model, not a curated record. Gene Ontology annotation, molecular function: chromatin binding. Bases 1 to 1980 code for a protein of 659 amino acids. NCBI's taxonomy places the organism in Eukaryota, Fungi, Ascomycota, Saccharomycetes, Saccharomycetales, Saccharomycetaceae.
AUGGGUAGAAAAAGAUCUCAAAAGGAAAUCCAAGAAAGGCUAGCAAAGCGGAGAAAAGAAGCUGAUGCCCUUCUUGAAACCGGUGUGUUCCAGGUGGAAGAUACGGAUGGUUUAGAGAAUGCUAUGCCUUCUAAGACAUCAUGGGAUGAUGAGGAGCAAGACUAUGAAUUAAAACCUAGAACCAUGAAGGGUCAGGAUACUGAAAACACCGUCGAAGGUCUACCGAUCAAGAGAGAUGGUAAAGUUGAGAGGAAGAUGAUCAAAGUGCAGACCAAACCUACGAAUGAGGAAGAAUCUGAAUCCGAGGAUGAUGAAGCGAAGACUCGUGGUACAUUGACAACUGAAGAUGAGGAGGAAGAUAACGAUGAUGAUACCCCAGAUACAGAAGAAACUAUCAUAGAAUUGAAGGAAACUAUAGCAGAGCUUGUAGAGAAGAUUAUGGAAGAAGCGGAAGAAAAUACAGCAGCUUUAACCCGUCUACGUAAGAUGGCAGGUUCAAAGAAUCCAAAUACCGCAAAAUUCUCCAUGUUAGCAUUGGUUCCGCUUUUCAAAAGUAUUAUCCCAGGUUAUAGAAUUAGACCGUUGACCGAACUUGAAAAGAAGGAAAAGGUAUCGAAAGAGGUUGCAAGGUUGAGAAAUUUUGAACAAAAUCUUGUCGUGAACUACAAAGCAUAUAUUGAUCUAUUGACUAGAUUAUCUCGUACACCUAAUAACGAUACUCCUAUCAAUGUGAAUUUGGGUAACCUAGCGACUAAUGCAGCUAUUGAAUUGACAUCUAGCUCUAUGCAUUUCAACUUCAGAGGGGAAUUGCUCACUAUAAUAAUUAGAAGAAUCUGUAAACCAAACCCUUCUGCUGAUCCUUUUUUUCAUAAAGCUGUUAAGGUAUUGGAAGAGAUUUUAAACGAAGAUGAAGAAGGUAACGUUUCGGUCGAUGUGGUAAGGAUAUUGUCUAAGGUUUUGAAGACAAGAAACUAUAAUGUCGAUGAGUCUGUCAUUAAUGUACUCCUAUCAUUAGAUAUUCUACAUGAUUACGAUCCAAAUACCAAACGUGAAGAAGAAGUUAAAAUGAAAUUAAGAAAGAAGGACAGAGUUCAUCUAUCAAAGAAGGAAAGGAAAGCAAGAAAAGAGAGGAAACAAAUUGAAGAAGAGAUGAGAGCAGCGGAACAAGCAGUUUCUGCGGAAGAAAGGGAGAAGAAUCAAGCUGAAAUCCUAAAGCUAACUCUUGCAUUAUACCUAAACAUCCUAAAAUCUGAUAUCACAAGUUUAGUUGGUGCUGUGUUAGAAGGUUUAGCUAAAUUUGGUCAUAUGGCAAAUUUCGAUUUACUAGGUGAUUUCUUGGUUGUUAUGAAAGAAUUAAUAGCUAACGCCGAACUUGACAACCUUUCUUCUGCUGAGGUUCGUAAGGUGUUAUUGUGUAUUGUUACCGCAUUUUCUCUUGUUUCCAGUCAUACCCAUAUGAAAUUGUCUAUGGAUCUAUCGGCAUUUGUGGAUGCCUUAUACGCUGUUCUUCCGUACCUCUCAUUUGACGCAGAUAUUGAGUUUUCUCAUAAAACUUUGAGAUUAGCAGAUCCUCUCAACAAUGAAUUAGUUAAACCAUCUGUCAAUGUCUCCACAAAAGCUGAACUUCUUUUAAAAGCAUUAGAUCAUGUUUUCUUCAGAUCAAAAUCUGGUACAAAACAAAGAGCUGCUGCUUUUACAAAAAGAAUAUAUAUGGCCUUGGAACAUACUCCAGAAAAGACGUCGAUUGCUCUUCUAAAGUUCUUGGAAAAGCUAACUACCAAAUAUCCAGAAGUACUAGGUUUAUAUUCUACGGAUGAUAGAAUAGGAAAUGGUGAAUUUCAUAUUGAAACAGAUAGUCCAACAAGAAGUAACGCAGAGGCGGCUAUGAUCUGGGAAAACAGCCUCCUUGUAAAGCAUUACUGCCCAUCUGUAGUAAAGGGUGUCAAGGCAUUGUUGCACAAGUCACAAGAAAAAAGAUAG